AUGUCGGGUGAAAUUGUUAUCCAAGAUUUUAGCGAACGCAAAUGUGCUAAAUUGCAUCUACUACCUUGUACAAUUGAUUAUAAUGGUCAAGCAAAUAUCGAUUCUUACUUUGAACCAACUAUUAAGAAGAAUGGCGAAGAUUUAUCAGCAACCUAUCGUGGUCGACCUCUCUGUGGCGCUAAGAUGGAGGUCCCCGACAACUACAUCGGAUGCGUUCUAAAAGAAACACAGAAGCCAUUUGGUGAAGAUGAGGAUCGACGAUUAAAAAUCUCCAGCCAUUUUAAGGAAUUGACGUACUGGAAUCUUGAUAACCGAACUUCAGUUAAUGAUAAAUUACAAAAAGCGAUACUAUGGACGAAAAUUGCUACAGCGAUACAUAAAUCCGAAGAUACCUAG
Messenger RNA from Trichoplax adhaerens, 396 nucleotides. RefSeq lists its product as uncharacterized. Gene Ontology annotation, biological process: RNA catabolic process. Bases 1 to 396 code for a protein of 131 amino acids. Gene Ontology annotation, cellular component: ribonuclease H2 complex. The record is from RefSeq and is a predicted model, not a curated record. NCBI's taxonomy places the organism in Eukaryota, Metazoa, Placozoa, Uniplacotomia, Trichoplacea, Trichoplacidae. The transcript has 5 exons.